AUGCUUGACAUCUUUUUCCUCAUGCUGGCACUGCAGACGGCUAUAUCGGGUACAAUAAGGCACACACAUCAGCUCAGUAUACGGGUGAUUGGUGGAUGUAGGACUGUGGUACAGGGGGAGGAUGUGGACUUAUCCUGCAGACUGAUAGAGACAACCGAGGACCUCGAACAGAUAACAUGGCAGAAAAGUACUUUGGAAGAAACACAGAAACAUAAUUUUCUGCUGAUUUAUCCCAAUGGGGUUACAAACUUUAUUGCACCAAAUGGAUUGAAAGGUAGAGUCCAGUUUAUUGGGAACCCAUCAGAAAACCUUGGAUCUAUUAGAAUAACAGCUGUCAGACUGUUGGAUGAAGGCACCUUCACAUGUAUCUUCAGUAUUUUCCCCAGUGGAGCAUACAAUACAGAGAUUCCUCUGACUGUGCUUGUUCCUCCAGUAGUGAGUGUGACAGUUGAUGUUCCUCCUGUCAUUGGGGAGAAUGAGGUUGUCUUGGCAACCUGUGUGGCUGCUGGUGCCAAGCCACAGGCAGAAGUGAAGUGGAUUACAGGUACAUUCGGCAGUUUGUUGAGGACAAUGACAAACUCCACCCAGCACGCCAAUGGAACCACCACAAUACUCAGCCACCUGCUCGGGGUGCCAACCAGAGCAGCCAAUCAGCAGCAGGUCCAGUGUGUGGUCAACCAGUCUGCCCUGGCAACAGAAAGGAGCUACAACUACACCAUAAACAUCCACUAUCCACCUCAGUCAGUGAACAUCACCCUUAGUGAGGCCUCUAAAGCCACAGUCUUCCUAUGUGUAGCAGAUGGCAACCCACAACCCAACUACACCUGGAGCAGAGUGGUCCAGCCAUGGCCUGUGUCUUCAGUGAGAGCAGAGGGAGACAUACUGCACCUCCUCUGUCUCAGCUCUGAGCUGAAUGGUCUCUAUGUCUGUGAGGCCUCCAACCCCUACGGACGAGCAACUGGCUCCCUCUAUGUACACACAUCCUCUGAGACCUCUGCUGCCUGUUGGGUUCUACUCAUUGUCAUUCUAUGUCUGAUUGUUACUGCGGCUGCACUCGUAUUGUAUUGGAGGAAAUACGGACAGUUUCUUUGGAAUUCAAUCAUGGCCAAUCACCAGUUCCAGGCACCCCCACAGGUAUGUGACUAUGUUAAAGUCCACCAUUGUUGCGUGAUUACCCUAUCACAUCAGCCACUUUUUUCUAUGUAAUAAUACUGUUA
Molecule: messenger RNA, 1217 nt
Organism: Coregonus clupeaformis (lake whitefish)
Lineage: Eukaryota; Metazoa; Chordata; Actinopteri; Salmoniformes; Salmonidae
Product: nectin-3-like
Exons: 8
Coding region: 1-1206 (401 amino acids)
Biological process (GO): heterophilic cell-cell adhesion; homophilic cell-cell adhesion
Cellular component (GO): adherens junction
Source: RefSeq, a predicted model, not a curated record